CAUGUAUGACCUCAUGGCUGAUGCUCCUGCUGCUUGCCCUUGUGCUCAUGCUUGCGUUGGUUUGUGACAAUCCUGCUAAUGCCAACUGAAUCUUCCAUGUAAUCAGUACUUUAAUCCCUUGUCCUUACCGAGUACGAUAUUCCCCACCUAGCAUUGACCGCUGUCCUCCUCUUCCCUGUGAACAUCAUCGACGCACCCUAGGGCGACAUCAUGCAGAAGCUUAAGAAGGUCCUUUCCCAUGAUCAAGGGAAGUCUGCAGAUACGGCACAGGAGCCCACCUCAUCCCGUCUUGAUAGAUCUGGUCCAACUGGAGAGGGCAGUCAUUUCGCAGGUGUCAAAUCGACCCAGUCUAGUAACGAAGCUCAGGUUGAACCAAACGAAUAUCAUCCCAUUUAUGAUCAAUUCACCGGUAGUAGCCCAGGACAAUCUACGACUGAGAACACACAACAACCCUUGAACAGCUCAGAGCAGAAGCGAUCUGAACCAGUCAUGGCGAAAUCAAAGGAUAUCCCUACUUCAUCAACCUUAAGCCCGGCCACUACAACCUCUACGCAACGUGGAACUUUGACCGAGGGUGCCAGCACCGCGAGCAUCAAAUCUGGUGUGAUGGGAUUUCCACAGGACCGUGGAGGCCAUGCUGCCUUAAGCCCCCGUAGCGAUACUAGAUCUAUCGAAACCCCUACGCAGGGCUCGGUUGCCACCAACACAACAAACUCUGGAGAGCCUAAAACGAGUUCGAACCUCGGCCAGGAUAUCGCCAUUGGCGCAGGUACUGCUGGUGUAGCUCAUCAACUCCAUCGUCAGCCCGAUCAUGAGAAUCUCCGAGACAGCUCGGAACAAGCUCGAGAGCGGGUCACUCCAGUAGGCAACGAGAGAACUGAAAAGAAGGAUUUCGCUCAAUCUUCUCAACCUUCAACCGGCGUUUCAGAACAGCCUUUUGAACGCUCGUUCCGACAAGAACCAGUAACUGACUCUGGCCGUUCAUUUCCCCUUGCCGGAGGGGUUGUUUCCAGCAAAAGGGUUGAUGACCCUACCCCCGUCCAUAACACUGCUGCUUCCCAGCCCCACAACGCAUCUACCAACGAAAGAGAACCUGGAACCAAAGAGAAAGCAGCCGACGUGCAGGAUGGUCACGGCCGUGAAAAGCUAGCAGGAGCAGCAGCAUUGGCAGCUAGCGCUGGCGCUGGCACUUAUGCUUACCGUAAUCGAACUGGCAAAGAUGAUCGUGAGAUUGAGCAGGAGCGUACCAACCAGGGUCAUGGAGCCCUUUCUGGAGUUACAGGGUCAUCUUCAACAUCUAAUGAACGCACUGUGCAACCCUCUGAGCACCAUUCCGACGCUGUUGCUGCUGCCGCCGCCGCAUAUAAAGGCAGCACUUCAUCGACAGUUAAGUCUGAACACGAUCACCUCGGUCACGGGCAUAACUUUACUGGCGAUCCCUGCAUCAGCGAGAAGCAGCCUCACCCAAAGUCGUUCACUGAUGGCCCCCAUUUCACAGACACCGCAAACAGGUUAGAUCCCCAGUUGGAUCCUCAUCUUCAUAUUCCUGGAGAGUUUCCAGAGACGCCUUUGGAGACACCCUCCGACCAGAAGACAGGAGCUGGAGGAUACAUUCCUGGGCCCGCUGGUAGGCACACCGAGUCACAUUCGAUCGAACCUUCUGUCGGUAUCGCCGCAGGCAGCGGUCUCCCCUCUACGCAGCAUCAAGAAACACCGGUUGCGGAACCUGUUACUCCAGAAAAGAACCAGCAUCAUUAUGGACGUGACGCUGCAGUUGCCGGUGGCCUCGGAGCUGCAGGCUUGGGUACAUAUGCUGCUACCAAACAUCACGACACCGUGCCAAAGGGUGGAAACACACAGGAGGCACUUGCUGAAGCAAGCCCCUAUAGCUCGACAAAGAUUGAUCCCCGUGUCAACCCACAUGCGCCAAAAUUCGAGGAACAGCGAUUUGACCCUACUGCUCGAAAGGAGCCAUCUCCACACAGCGUGACUGCCCACACCGCCGCACCAAAGACGGAGACUUCUGCCCGUGAGCAACCUCAAGUCGAACAGUCAGAGAGCCAUCACGGUCUUAAUGAAGCCCUGGUCGGAGCUGGCGCUGGCGCUGCUACUGCGGGUGGACUUUUAUACGCCAGCCAACGUGAUGCCGACAAGCCAGAGACUGGCCCAGCAUCCUCCACUAUUGGCCCUCACAAGAGCAACGUCGCCAAUGUCCUCGACCCAAGGGUUCAGCCCGAUCCUGCUCUCCAGAAGCAUCACCAGUCUGGAUCCACGACCGAAGACCCAGCUUCCCACACCAUUGGUCCCCACAAGAGCAAUGUCGCCAACGUCUUGGAUCCCCGUGUACAACCCGAUCCCGCUAAGCAAAAAGCGACUGAGCCCACCGCCCAGCCUGCCACCGAGCAGCACCAUUAUGGUCGCGAUGCAGCUUUGGCGGGAGGAGCCGGAGCAGCAGGCUAUGGCGCAUACGAAGCAGCCAAGAGCUAUGGAGAUCACCGUGGCACACAGGCUCCCGCGGCCAUGAACGACCAACGCUACGACCCAACUGUGCCAGGAGCCCACGAUCCCACGGCUCCAAGCUCCUACAACCCUAAUGACCCCAACCAGUCCAAAGAACACCACUACGGCAGAGAUGCUGCCAUAGCUGGAGGACUCGGUGCCGCCGGAGCAGGCGCAUAUGCUGCAACAAGACACCAUGAUCAGGCUCCCCAGUCCCAGACAUACCAACAAGGGUCCAUCGCUCAGACUCAACAGCCUCCUGUCUCCCAUGGCCAACAGCCUCCUCUGUCCCAAACAACCCAGCAACCUCCUCUGUCUCAAUCCCAGCAACCAGAAGCCGGACACCAGCGCUACGACUCCGUUCAAGACCCCUACAAGCAGCAAGACCACGACAAGCGCAAUGCCGCUCUCGGUACCGCCGGCGUAGCAGCAGCAGCCGGAGCAGGCGCCUACGCCUACUCCCAGCACGACGCCGAGAAGGCCGAAAAGGAGCGUCUUGCAGCGCAGCGCAAGGCCGAGGAAAAGGAACUCGCCCACCAGCGCAAGGCCGAAGAAAAAGAACUCGCUCACCAGCACAAGCAAGACCAGAAGGAGCUCGCACAUAGACAAAAGGAGCAGGACAAGGCGUUCGAAAAGCAGCAGCGCGAGCUGGAGAAGCAGCAAACAAAGGACCAGAAAAAGCACGACAAGUUCGUCGCCGCGGAAGCCAAAUCCCACCAAAAGGAGACAGAAAAGGAGCGCGAGCGACAACAACAGCUCGAGCAGCAACAACAACGCCCCGAAGACGAAGACGAACACAAGGAGAAAAAGCACCACCUCUUCGGCUUCCUCCACCGCGACAAGACCCGCAAGGAACGAAAGGGAACCAGCAGCGCGAGCUCCAGCCCCCGCAGCUCGCGGGACCUCACCACCGGCGCAGGCGCAGCAGGCGCAUCCGGUCUCGCAGCCCACGAAUACGCCCAGGACUCCGACACCAGCGAGGGCCGCAAGCACCGCAACAAGUUGCACAAAGACCCGCCCAAGGGCCAUCCCGCCAGAGAGGCGCUGGAGCACCCUGAACAGUUCACUUCCUCUGCACAGCAAGAAAAAGGCCUCGUAACAGAGCCCAACACCGGACUCCCCAUGAACGUCGAGAAGUACGGCACCGACGGCGCGGGCGGCGUCGACGGAAGCAGGACUGUCGAGGGGUAUAACUCCCCGCUGCGGUCUCAUGGCCAGACGAACUAGGUUGUUACCCUCACAAAACGUCUCUUUCACCUUUAGUCACUUUUCUUUUCUACUUGUGUAGUAAUGGAUGGAGUGGGGAUGGGGUAGAAUGAAAGAACGAUGGCGGUGGGUGUGGGGUACGGAUUUAUGAUGGGUGGAUUUUGUGACGAAUCUUCUUUUGUUGGUUUUUCGGGUUUUAUGGAAAUUGCGUUUGAGCUUGGGUCAUGAAGGUAUAGUAUGACACCGUACGGUGUGAUGUGCUAGGGUGUAGGAAACGAGUAUGACUACCUAUGUAUGUAAUGUUUUAUGAAAUAAGUAAUAUGAUAAUGGACUGUUAGUAUGAAAU
Molecule: messenger RNA, 4051 nt
Organism: Aaosphaeria arxii CBS 175.79
Lineage: Eukaryota; Fungi; Ascomycota; Dothideomycetes; Pleosporales
Exons: 4
Coding region: 211-3726 (1171 amino acids)
Source: RefSeq, a predicted model, not a curated record